GCGUUGCUACUGUUUGUGUUGUUGUUGGUGUUGCAGCUACCGACACACGGAGCAAAGUUUUAAUCACGACCACACCGAGGCACAUUUAUCGGCAACCGGAAUCAGUGUAAUUAAAUUAUGAACGUCCUAUUAUAUACAGUUAGCAAAGGCACACACACACACACAAAAUCAUACAGUUUAAUGCAGCAUUGGCGCUUUCGGCCGAUUCGCACGGAAGCGCGGCGUGGCAAGCGUUUGUGUCGAAAUUGCGCUUACAAAUGCGACUUUUAAUUUUUAUCCGACUCUUUAUUGAGUUUGCAUUUUUACUGCUGCCGCAGACAAAAGUGCAGUUGUUGGCGCAAUCGCCGGCUGCUGUUGGUGGUGGCGGCGGCGGCGACGGCGUCUGGCAAAAACAAUAUCGAAUCAAAACUUUUCGCAUAUAAAAAUGUGCAACGGCGUCGAAAGUUUUUCAUUAGUGCAAAAAAGUUCUCACUUGUCAGCCAAACAGGGGGCAAAAACGCUUUGUAUAGUGUAAACGCGGCAAACGAGUCGAGUGGCGGUUGCAAUUGCCGUGGAAUUUUUGCGAAAUACAAAUUUUACCGUUACUUUAUUUUUGGCAUUCCCAUUUCCUUUGCUUCGCGCUGAUAUUGUGCAAGAGUCAUAAAAUAAAUUCGCGUUUUUGCUCAGUGUAUGGUUUUUUUUUUUAGGUUUUGUUUUUGUACAACUUGUUGAGUAUGUAUCAAUUUGGUGCGCAUGGAAAACACGCAACAACAACAGCAAUAAGCGCGCUUGUGGUGCCUGCGGGCGGCGGUAAAGGAAUGUCAUCAUUACCUGGUCUCACUUGGUUGGCGCUGCUGGCGGUGAUUGUGGUGUUCGUGUUGCCACCUGGUGCUGUCACAUCGACACCAACCGCGCCCACUCGCAGUUUCGUGGAGGCCUGUCAAGUGAAACACAACAUCACCAUGGAGGAACUGGAUGAAUUUCCCACUGAUCCCAGUCCGGAAGAUAUCGACAUAAAAUUCAAAUGUUAUGCCGAUUGUCUACUAAAUGGCAUGGGCUUCAUGGACUCAAAUGGCAAAUUGAAUGCCAAAUCAUUGCAUGAAUGGGGCAUUUUGAAUGAUGAAAGCUACGACAAUAUGCUUGAGUGUAAGGCCGCCAAUGAUAUGGAGGAUGAUCCGUGCGAAUAUAGCUUCGGCAUGAUGUUAUGCGCUCGUAUGCUCGAUUCGGUGGAGAUGGACAACUACAGUGACGAAAUGGACGAUGCGGCGGUGGAAGAGCGUAAAAAGUGAGCGGCAGCUAGAUUUAUGGAUCGCUGAGUAAUAAGUCCAUAUUUCGAUGGCAUCUAAAUUAGUGGCUAACUGAAAAUUUUAUAAAUUCGGUAUUUUCAAUAUGUUAUCUAAUUAUAUACUUGUUUCUGCGUAAAAUAAAUUCAAAUAACUUUAGAGACAACAAUAAAAAGCUUGGAACAUAUUUUAAUAGUAAUAACUUCAAGAGACCAACUAAAAGAAAACAAUUGCAAUAGAACGUGUAAGUUGACAUUGGAUCUUGAGAUAGCUUUAAGCUGUACACACCUGUAGCAGUUUGAAAUGUUAAAGAAAACUACUGGCUCUAAUCAGACAACAUCAAUAAUGACAGUGAAGUAACCCAAAGCGUCAUACAAAAUUAAAAAAGUUAAGCAGAAGCAUACAAGAAGAGCACUAGUUGUGUCCAAUUUGUGAUUACGAGUGAGGAUUAAGUCUAAAAUCAAAUGUUCUGUGUACUGAGAUAAAAUUGUGGCCAAAAAACUGAGAAAAAUUUUACAAGUCGGUAACAGCUCCAUCAAUACUAUAGUCUACUGAAUAAUUGAUAGAAGACCUCUUAAUAAGAUUUAAAAAAAAUUUACAUCUUAAGUUCACUUUUCUUGUUCACCAAAGCAAAAAUAGUCUGUAUA
Messenger RNA from Bactrocera oleae (olive fruit fly), 1909 nucleotides. RefSeq names its product Odorant-binding protein 57c. NCBI's taxonomy places the organism in Eukaryota, Metazoa, Arthropoda, Insecta, Diptera, Tephritidae. Gene Ontology annotation, molecular function: odorant binding. The record is from RefSeq and is a predicted model, not a curated record.